AUGCAUCUGAACGGAGAUUCCAUGGAAUCCCCAGAUGAAAAUCAUGAGAUGCUCGAAGCGGAAAACAGCGGCGUCGCCUCCAGGAUGAUCGACCUCGAGCGCAAAGUGCUCGAACAGGGCGACGAGCUAGUUUGCCUCAAAGCCACCCUGGCCGAGGCGCUGCGCCGUCUGGGCGCCCUCGAGGCGGGAGGGGGAGGGAUGGGAGGCGCCCACCUGUCGUUCUGCGGCCGGCCGAACGGCGUUUCGCCGGCGCGCGAGCCGGUCGUCAUCAGGCAGCGGCCGCAAAGCUAUUCCGCUUCGAAGGUUGAUGGCGGGGGCGGGGGUGGGAUGGGAGCGGCUAGGAGGCAGUUUGGGAGCGGGUCGGCGUUGCCGCAGAGGAGGGCGGUGCAUUAUCAGUCGACAGGUAGUUUACAUAGCGACAGUCAGAGUUCGAGCAGCGUCAGUCCGAUUCCAUCCCCCUCUCCACGAGCCACCCCUCUGCCUAUCAACGGAAAAAGAUCUGCCAAUUUGAGUAGUCCCAGCUCGACGAUCAGCAACAAUUCUGCGCUACAUAAAAGAUGGAGUUCCACCAUCGAUUUCAACCAGGUGGCCCAAAACGGGAUGCAAUCAAAGACCAGAGAAGCCGUCUUCAACGACGAAGACAAAACCCUCAAGUUCUUCUUGCGCGGCCGGCCCGUCGUGCUGCACGCCCCUACCGCCCUAGCCGACGGCCACGACCUCGCCAAGGUGUCGCGAGCGCCCUCUCGCCGUCUGAAGCUCGACUGGGCCUACGGAUACAGGGGGCGCGACUGUCGCUCGAAUCUCUACUCGCUGCCCACGGGCGAGAUGAUCUACUUCGUGGCGGGGGUGGUGGUGCUGUACGAUGUGGAGGAGCAGAGCCAGAGGCAUUAUUGCGAGCACACCGAUGAUGUCAGAAGUCUGGCCAUCCACCCCAACAAGAUGUUGAUAGCUACAGGGCAGUGUGCUGGACAUGACAGGAAAGAUGCCAGGCCUCACAUAAGGAUUUGGGAUUCGGUAUCUCUGCACACCCAGGCGGUGAUCGGCAUUAACGAUUUCGACAUUUCGGUCUGUUGCCUGUCGUUCAGCAAAGCGGACGGUGGCGCCCUCUUGGUUGCCAUUGACGAGGCUCCCGAUCACACGAUUUCCGUGUGGGAGUGGCAGAAAGGCGAGGGCGGACACAAAAUCACGGAAACCAAGUGUUCUGUGGACACAAUAGUUUCCGCGGAAUUCCACCCUUUGGACCGCAACACGAUAGUGACCUGCGGCAAGUCUCACAUAGCAUUUUGGUCUUUGGAUCCCAACGGCACCUUGUUCAAAAGGAUGGGCAUUUUCGAAGCGAGAGACAAGCCAAAAUACGUCACUUGUGUGGCUUUUCUUCAAACUGGAGAAACGAUUACAGGUGAUUCGAAUGGGAAUUUGGCCGUUUGGGGUAGAGGAACCAACACGAUAUUCAAAUUCAUCAAGGGGGUGCAUGAAGGCUCGAUUUUCUCCAUUUGCGUGCUGAAAGACGGCAGUUUUGUCACGGGAGGCGGCAAAGAUGGCAGGAUCGUGGAAUUUGGUGCGAAUCUGGCUAUGACAGGAGUUGUCAGUGAGGUCGAAGGCCACUUUGGAGGAAUCCGAGUGAUAUCGGAGGGACGAGGCUCCCAACUGCUGGUGGGCACGACGCGCAACUGCAUCCUGAACGGCACCGCCCAGCUGUCGUUCAGCCCCAUCAUCCUGGGUCACACCGACGAGCUGUGGGGCCUGGCGGUGCACCCGACUCUGCCCCAGUUCGCCACCGCCGGCUACGACAAGGUGCUCCAGCUGUGGGACUCCAUGUCGAAGACUAUUCUGUGGAGCAAAGAUAUUGGGGAGCAGGCGCAAAGCGUCGCAUACUCUUCGGACGGCAGUCGCGUGCUUGUUGGCUGUCUGACCGGCCUGUGGAUGGUCUUCGACGCGCGCACCAGGGAGCUGCUGGCGCGCCACCGCGACGGCACCGAGGCCAUCCAGGCGAUCGCAUUCUCGCCCGACGGCGCCGCCGUGGCGCUGGGGUCGCGCGACGGCCACGUCUACGUGUACCAGGUGUCGGAGGACGGCGGGAAGUACGCGAGGGUGGGCAGGUGUACGGGUCAUUCGAGUUUUGUAACUCAUAUAGAUUGGUCAGUGGAUAACCAAACCUUGAGAAGCAAUUCCGGGGACUAUGAACUCCUGUUUUGGAACGCCGGCACUUGCAGACAGAUCCCGCAAAGCGGUCUGGUCCGUGACGUCGAAUGGGCGUCGAACACCUGCCCUUUGACCUUCACCACGGCCGGCGUCUGGCCCGAAAACGCCGACGGCACCGACGUGAACGCGUGCGACCGCAGCCGUCGCGACGCCGAUCUGCUCGUCACCGCCGACGAUUUCGGCAAGGUCAAGCUCUACUCCUAUCCCGUCAUACAGACCAAGUCUCUGUGCCAUAGCUACGGGGGCCACAGCAGUCACGUGACCUCGGUCAGCUUCCUCUACGACGACACCAGAGUGGUGUCCAUCGGAGGCAAGGAUACGGCCGUCCUGCAGUGGACAGUCUCCUAAACGACAAUUUUCCGUCCGAAGCCGGUUCACCAGGUUUUUUGCCUUUUCCGCGAUACCGAUUUGGCCUUCGAUGUUUCACCUCGGUUUCCGAUGGGUGUGAAUUUUACCAGGGAUCUUUUUAAAGUGUAAAUUCGAGUGCCACAUUCCUCAUGAAUAUUUAUUUUUCUUUUUAGUUGAGGUUGUCUGUUUUAACCAUAUACUUUUUUAUAAAAAGUUUCUAUACCAUUCACGAGAUUAUUCGGAGAUUUUAUCUUAUUCUUUGUAUAUGUGUGAUAAUAAAUUAUGUUAUCUAGAUAUCUGAAUGAUAUUUUUU
Molecule: messenger RNA, 2863 nt
Organism: Phaedon cochleariae (mustard beetle)
Lineage: Eukaryota; Metazoa; Arthropoda; Insecta; Coleoptera; Chrysomelidae
Source: the annotation of a GenBank genome assembly